Leptidea sinapis is the source of this 1054-nucleotide messenger RNA. RefSeq names its product cuticle protein 3-like. The record is from RefSeq and is a predicted model, not a curated record. The transcript is spliced from 4 exons. Gene Ontology annotation, cellular component: chitin-based extracellular matrix. NCBI's taxonomy places the organism in Eukaryota, Metazoa, Arthropoda, Insecta, Lepidoptera, Pieridae. Bases 35 to 592 code for a protein of 185 amino acids. Gene Ontology annotation, molecular function: structural constituent of chitin-based larval cuticle.
UAUAAUCUAGAAUGAAUUUUGUAACGCUGAACGUAUGUAUAUAUAUGGGGUACGACGCAUCGAGAUAUCAUUCGUGUUUCAACUACGACCCCACACAAACAAGAUGCAACUGUUCGUCCUCGCUUCUUUCAUCGGCUUCGCCGCCGCCGCUUUACUCCCAAACUACCAGCCCAGCAGGCCCCAAGAUUCCCUAGACAAGAACGCCAGGAUCCUGGCUUAUGAUGCUGACGUCAAAGAAGACUCCUACAGAUGGAGCUACGAGACAGAAAACGGUAUCAAGGCUGAGGAACAGGGUCGUGAGGCUGAUGGCAUCGAAGCUCAGGGUGGUUACCAAUACACUGGUGAUGACGGCCAGGUGUACGCUGUGAGAUACGUCGCUAACCAAGGCGGUUUCCAACCCCAGGCUGCUCAUUUUCCAACCUCACCUCCAAUUCCAGAAGAAAUCCUUAAGGCUUUGGAGCAAAACGCCCGCGAUGAAGCCGCUGGUAUCAUUGAUGAUGGACAAUACAACCCCGCUAAAUACGGAGGUGCCAUCGUGCAGCCCAACUUAGCGCGUGCGCAAGCAGGCUUCAGACAGUACAACAAAUUCUAAGCACGACCUCAGCUACAGACAAACUAACGAUUAGACAUAGAGUAGUUUGACAGUUAGGAUAUGCUAGUAAAGAAGCAAUAUUGUGAUAACUUAGCAGAUUGAGUCUCUCCAUUAUUAAUUGUAAUGUUAAUUCAUAAUUAUAUUUCGUAUAGUAUAUAGUAUUUUUAUAGAAAAAUGCCAUUAUACUAUAGAAAUAUAACACAUUUAAAAAUAGUUAAGAAUAUAACAUAAAGACAAAACAAUACCUUGUAUACAUCUAUACUUCUUCCACAAUUUAUAAUGGUGUGAAAAAUAUUCUUCAAUCAUAUGUCAAAAUGUUUACGAGGCUUCAAACGCGAAAAAGCGAUAAGAAAAUAUAAAUUUAUGAUAUUGUGAUAGACCAUAAUAAUACUUUAUAGUAAUUGAUCAUAUGAUCGAAACGCGAAUUAUUUAUUCUAUGAAUAAACUUGUACCUUUUUUAAA